AGGAGCCCUCGUGACGUCACAGAGAUGGCUGCUUGCUACUUCCUUUUAACGUUUGGAGAGAAGUCCUGCACCAAAAUUGCAACGUGGGUUGGAAUGGGUGAACGAGGCAAACAUAUGUGAUUGCACAGAGCAGUAAGGAGGAAAUGGGAUCUCCAGAAGCAGCAAAGAAGAGGAUCCUCCCAAUGUGGAUGACAAAACGGGCAACUGAGUCAGCACAAGAACCAGAAAUCAAACCAAAGAGGAGGAAGAAAUCAACUUCAGUGGGAGUUGAGACAGUCUAUUGUAUGAAUGAAGCAGAACUGGUGGACAUGGCUCUUUGUAUUUUGGCAGAGAGCUCCAAGGGAAAGAAAACCAACAUAUCUUCAUCGGAAGAUGAGGACCCAGAACCUCAACAAACCAUGACAGAUCGUCAUGGGACUCCAACGAGCGACAGUGACAGAGACGCAAGCCCUUCUGGGGGAUCCAGGCUUCCCAAGGGAUUGGAUGGUUUAAGCUGCAGUAAGGCAACCAAAUCACAGGAGGAGUAUGACGAUGAUGAUGCUUUGAAAUAUGUCCGGGAAAUUUUCUUUACAUAAUUUUACAUCUUAAACAGACAAAAGAGAUACUGUAAGAAAUGGGCCACUUGUCUACAAAGGAGUGGCUUCUGCAAAUGUAUGGACACUCACCUUGAAAAAACUCUUGUUUUAAAGGAAUAAUGAGUGAACAACCCUCUCUGUACAAGUCCUGCUUCUCUUCACAGAGCAAAAGUAGUGUAUCCAUGUAUUUGCGUGUAUAUACUGUAUGUAUAUGUGUGUGUGUGUAUACAUGUUGUUCCUUCAUUCAGUCGUUUCCGACUCUUCGUGAACUCAUAAACCAGCCCACACCAGAGCUCCCUGUCAGCCGUCACCUCCCCCAGCUCCUUCAGACUCAAGCCAGUCACUUCAAGGAUGCCAUCCAUCUUCCUCUUGUUCGGCCCUUCUUCCUUUUUCCUUCCAUUUUCCCCAGCAUCAUUGUCUUCUCUAAGCUUUCCUGUCUCCUCAUGAUGUGGCCAAAGUACUUCAACUUUCUCUCUAAUAUCCUUCCCUCCAGUGAGCAGUCAGGCUUUAUUUCCUGAAGUAUGGACUGGUUGGAUCUUCUUGCAGUCCAAGGCACUCUCAGAACUUUCCUCCAGCACCACAGUUCAAAAGCAUCUAUCUUCCUUUGGGAGCGCUAGCAAGAUAAUACAGGGUUUCUAGGGAGUAGCCUCCAUGCCUCAUGCCUUGUGCUAUUGUCUGCUUUGGGAAAUUGCUGUCUGCUUUGCCCUUGUCUGCUUUGAGGAACUUUGGGUUAGUUGAUUUUGUGUGGUUUUUAUUCCUGGAAUGUUUUGUCUUCGUGAAGAGAGGGAGGGAAGCUGGACUAAAUACAGUCCAUCAUUGAAAAUGAUGCUUCUGCCUCUUCGCUUUGUGCUUCCUUGCUACAACCUUGUGCUUCUAACAUUAUAAAGUUGGUCUUUAUUUUUUAUUGUUCCAUGUGAAUGUGCAUUUAUACAUUAUUUAUUAGUCAUAAAGUACAUUUUUGUAUUUAUAAAUAUGUAACAACAAAAAAACGGGGGUGGGGGGCCAGAACGGGUUAAUAGCAUUUAAAUGCAUUUCAGUGGCAAAAUUCACUUUGAGAUAGAAGUGGUUUGAGUUAAGAGCUUGUUCAUGGAACAAAUUAAACUAUUACCAUGGAACGAAUUAAACGAUUACGUUAAGUUA
Anolis sagrei ordinatus is the source of this 1715-nucleotide messenger RNA. It is a transcript of the gene CYREN, whose product is annotated as cell cycle regulator of NHEJ. Gene Ontology annotation, biological process: negative regulation of double-strand break repair via nonhomologous end joining; double-strand break repair via nonhomologous end joining. The record is from RefSeq and is a predicted model, not a curated record. Lineage: Eukaryota; Metazoa; Chordata; Lepidosauria; Squamata; Anolidae. Gene Ontology annotation, cellular component: cytoplasm; nucleus.